AUGGGUAAGGGUACUCCAUCUUUCGGUAAGCGCCACAACAAGUCUCACACUCUAUGUAAGAGAUGUGGCCGUAGUAGUUACCACAUUCAAAAGCACACCUGUUCUUCUUGUGGUUACCCAGCUGCUAAGAUGAGAUCUCACAACUGGGCUGCCAAGGCUAAGAGAAGAAGAACCACUGGUACCGGUAGAAUGAGAUACUUGAAACACGUUUCUAGAAGAUUCAAGAACGGUUUCCAAUCUGGUGAAGCUAAGGCACAAUCCGCUUAA
Molecule: messenger RNA, 267 nt
Organism: Kluyveromyces lactis
Lineage: Eukaryota; Fungi; Ascomycota; Saccharomycetes; Saccharomycetales; Saccharomycetaceae
Gene: RPL37A
Product: 60S ribosomal protein eL37
Exons: 2
Coding region: 1-267 (88 amino acids)
Biological process (GO): translation
Cellular component (GO): cytosolic large ribosomal subunit; ribosome
Molecular function (GO): RNA binding; structural constituent of ribosome
Source: RefSeq, a predicted model, not a curated record